Gopherus evgoodei (Goodes thornscrub tortoise) is the source of this 2134-nucleotide messenger RNA. It is a transcript of the gene VTN, whose product is annotated as vitronectin. Gene Ontology annotation, biological process: cell-matrix adhesion; cell adhesion mediated by integrin; immune response. Lineage: Eukaryota; Metazoa; Chordata; Testudines; Testudinidae. Gene Ontology annotation, molecular function: extracellular matrix binding; scavenger receptor activity; polysaccharide binding. The record is from RefSeq and is a predicted model, not a curated record. The transcript has 8 exons. The coding region runs from base 709 to 2049 and encodes 446 amino acids.
UUUUCAAACUUUUUACUGCAAAAGUGAGGGCUAGAAAGCUACUGGCUAUAAAAUGGAAGCUGAGAUUCCCACGUAACCUUCGCCAUAGGAGCUGGGUUUUAAGAUUUUCAGGCACACACGUGACUCACAAGUUGGUAACGUCCUUGGAACCUGGAACAGCAUUUUACCUCCCAUCUCCUAUAGGCUUGCCUUGGUCUCAGGUGUUGGGUUUAGGGUGACACACAGGCCUGACUGGCUGGUCUGGUGGCCCUUCCAGGCCUUAGACAAUGACUGAAUGAAAAGGCCUCUCAUCUGCUGCCCAGCUGGCUCCAAGGAGAGACUCGCUGGCCAGCUCCUUACUGUGGGGCUGCCAAGGCGUUUGGAAAAGACUCCCUGGCCCAUGCCAGCCAGUGAGUUUCAAACCUUGUUCUAGCCGCCUUCAGCUUGGUGUGUACAGGUUUUGUUUAGCCCUCUAGAGAGUCAGCCCCCAGAGCAGGGUCCCAGCAGGUACUGCCUGUGCAAAGGCCUUCAGACCCCUUCCAGGCCUGCGUGGGGGAGGCCGGGGGAGUCAGUCACCUCCUGCUCUUUUGCUUUUUUGACCUUCUGACUGUUUGUUUUCUCCCUGGAGAGGGGCAGGCUAAGCAAACAGCGAGUUCCUGGGACAGGAGGCUGCAGCCCAGCUCCAGCAGCAGCCUCAGCCUGCCUGAGCAGUCCCAGGAACAACGCGCCAUGAGGCUGCUGGUCCCAGCUCUGAUGCUGGCUUUGCUCUGCGGGGCUUUUGCAGCUGAAGAGUCGUGUGUGGGCCAUUGUGAGGAUGGUUUCAAUGCCCAGAGGAAGUGCCAGUGUGACUCCCUCUGUGUGUACUACCAGAGCUGCUGCAGUGACUAUGCCAGCGCCUGCAAGACGAAAGUGACCCGUGGGGACAUGUUUGCAUUCCCCGAGGACGACUACAUGGACUACAGCACCAAUGCUACCUGGGGUGAAGACACAGAGGUCCUCGACACAGGGACUGAUGCCCCAACCACAUCUCCAGACCCAGGCACUGCUGCCACUGUCGAUUCAGUCACAGCGCCAGGCAGUGGUGCCCACCUGCUGGUCCCCAGUGGGCCAGAAGAGGUGGAGCAGGUGCAGCAGGAGGAGGAAGAGGGGCAGCAGGAGGAGGUGGAGGAGCUGUGCAGCGGGAAGCCCUUUGAUGCAUUCACGGACCUGAAGAACGGUUCUCUCUAUGCAUUCCGAGGGAAAUACGUCUAUGAACUGGAUGAGAAGAGUGUGAGGCCUGGCUACCCCAAGCUCAUCCGCGAUGUCUGGGGCAUCGAGGGACCCGUUGAUGCCGCCUUCACACGCAUUAACUGUCAGGGCAAGACCUACAUUUUCCAGGACAGUCAGUACUGGCGCUUUGAUGACGGUGUGCUGGACUCCGGCUACCCCCGCAAUAUCUCAGAUGGCUUCCAGGACAUCCCUGAUGACAUCGACGCAGCCUUCGCCCUCCCCGCACGCAGCUACCACGGCCAGGAGAGAGUCUAUUUCUUUAAAGACAAGCAUUACUGGGCAUACGACUUUGCCAACCAGCCCAGCCGGCAGGACUGCGAGGUGUCCUCUCCAUCGCUGGUGUUUGAUCACUACGCGCUCAUGCAGGGCGACAGCUGGGAGGACCUCUUCCAACUGCUCUUUGGGGGCACCCCGCGCAGUGGGGCAACUGGACCGCGGCCCAUCAGCAGGGAUUGGCGGGGAGUGCCGAGCCACCUGGAUGCUGCCAUGGCCGGCAGGAUCUACGUCUCCUCCAGGGCCAGCAGCUGGGCUCGAAGGAGGAAAUCCCGCCGGCACCGCAAGAGGUACAGGAGCCGGCGGCCGGCAGCUCACACCUUCUGGGACUGGCUACAGGAUGAGUCCGACUCCUCGGACACGGACCCUGACUGGCUGCCCGGGGGCUCCCAGUGCCAGCCCAUCCAGAGCGUCUACUUCUUCGUGGCAGACAAGUACUAUCGCCUCAACCUGCACAGCAAGCGGGUGGACUUCGCGCGCCCUCGCUACCCACGCCCCAUCGCUCAGUACUGGCUGGGCUGCCCCUGAGCGGGAGAGGGGAGCCCCCAAGGGGAUGGGCUGCCGCCAUCCCGCCAUAUCCACAGCAGCUGGGUCUUUUGCUAAAGCCAAAUAA